AUGGUUUCUCGUCCUCUGGAUUUUAGGACUAUUGAUUUGAGAUUAGCAGCUGGAGCCUAUGGUGGUUCCCAUGAAUCUUUUCUCGAGGAUGUUCGAGAGUUAUGGAGCAAUGUAUGCCUGGCAUCCAGGGAACAGGCUGAUUUGGUUGAAUUGGCGGAGACACUUUCCCAAAACUUUGAAUCAUUGUUUGAAAAGGAGGUGGUCACCCUUGUAAAGAAAUUUGAGGGUUAUGCUAAAUUGGAUCACAUAACUGCAGAAAUAAAGAAAGAAUUAGAUGAUUUUCUCGCUUCAAUAAAUGAGGUUCCAAAAGCUCCUUGGGAUGAAGGGGUCUGUAAAGUAUGUGGUGUUGAUAAAGAUGACAAUAGUGUGCUGUUAUGUGAUACUUGUGAUGCUGAGUAUCAUACUUAUUGCUUGAAUCCUCCACUUGCAAGGAUUCCUGAAGGAAACUGGUAUUGUCCAUCUUGUGUUAUCAACAAACAUGUGGUUCAGGAGGCACCAGGAAGUUCGCAGGUUAUUGGGCCAGUCCACUGUAAAAAGUAUCAAGGAGAAGUUACGCGUGUUUACUUAGAGAAACUCUCACAUUUAGCUGUUGCAAUGAAAGAAAAAGAGUAUUGGGAGUUUAAUGUUGAUGAGAGAAUCCACUUGCUAAAGUUUCUAUGUGAUGAGCUGCUAAACUCAGCUCUUAUUCGUCAACAUCUUGAGCAGUGUGCGGAAACAACAAAUGAGUUGCAGCAGAAAUUGCGUGCAUUCUCUAUGGAAUGGAAAACUGUUAAAUCUAAAGAAGAAUUUAUGGCUUCCAAAGCCGCAAAUAUGGAUGGCAGUGCAGUUGGAGAAGUUGGUGUAAGGGAAGCCCUUGCUUCUGCAAUUAUAAACCAGGCCAAGCAUGUGGGACAACAACCUGAUUUGAGUGAUGGAGCUAGCCACUGUAGCACCUUCAGUCAUGAUCUGUCAGCACUAGACGGUAGCCAAGAUGGGACUAGGAUUAAUGGAUUCGAUAAACACAGUUCUGUGUCAGGUUCUGGGAAAAAUCAUAGCUGUAAUAGCCAAACUGCAAAUCAUACAUAUACUAAAGAGCAAGUAAAUGAUCCACUUGCUGUUGUGGAUGGCAGUAUAUUACCUUCUCAAGAAAAUGAAAAAUCACCAGGGCCAAAUAAUUUUUCUCAAAUAAUUAAUGACAUGGAUGGAAUUCAAUUCCAGGGUAACUUGCAAGGAUAUGCAGGAAGAGGCACUUCUUCUCUUCUGCCAUCACCAGAUGCAGGAUUUCGUCCCUCAUUAGAAGAGAACAGUCAUGUGAAUUUGCAUGUGCCUCCUGUUGCCAUCAGAGAGUCAGAAAGCUGUCAUCUUGAGUUGAGCGCCAUCAAGAAUGAUGUUCUUCAUCUGCAGAACUCAAUUAGCAGCAUACAAUCACAACUUUUGAAACUAGCUGUACGCAGGGAGUUCUUGGGUUGUGAUUCCAGAGGUCGCUUGUACUGGGCUUCAACUGGACAGGGUAGCGAUCAACGAGUUAUUGUUGAUGGAAGUUUGACAUUGCAGCAAAGGAAUUCAGAUCGGUUUGAUUCUUGUUUAAAUUUUGAAGAGCCAAAAAUAUGCUUUCCUUUCCAUUAUACAUCAGAUAAUUUUCAGGCUAUGUGCUCACCAUGUAUUUCUUACGAAACUGAGGAGGAAAUUGAGCAACUCAUUGGUUGGUUGAAGGAUGAUGAACAAAAGGAAAGAGAGCUGAAAGAGUCCAUUUCACAGUUCCUGAAGCAAAGAUUUCAAGAGACUCGACAAACUAGAGACUUGGUUCAAGAAGAGCAUCAAGCAGCUCCAUCACUGGUCAUAAACAAUGACAACACUGCAUUUUCUAGUUAUCUUGUCACCAAGGCUGCAACGUUUCUGGAGAAGAAGUAUGGUCCCUGGGUGGAGUUACACACCAAUGACAAGCUGGGAAAAAAGGCAAGAGUGACUGGUGAGGGGAAAAUGUACCGUUGUGAUUGCUUAGAGCCCAUUAUACCUUCCAGACACCACUGCCUCUCUUGCCACAUAACUUUCUCUGAUGAUAUUGAAUUCAAUGAACAUAAUGAUGGUAGGUGCAAUUUAGUUACACCAGCCUGUGCAAACAGUGAACAUAUCAGUGAUUUCUUAAAAGCAAAGGGGAGUGUGAAAUCCCAGACCAUGCAAAAGGUGCCUAUCAGUGAAAUGGAUGUGGUUGAAACUUCUAGAAGUGUUACCUCUGGACUUGGCUCAAGGUUGAUUAAAUUUCAAAAUGAAGGGAUAUGCCCCUAUGACUUCAACGAAAUCAGUUCCAAGUUUGUGACAGACGAUUCCAACAAGGAAUUGGUGCAGAAAAUUGGUCUUAUUGGUUCAAAUGGGAUUCCUUCAUUUGUCACAUCUCUUUCACCUUACCUCAAUCAUUCCAUGUCAAUGCUGAUUUCUCAUGAGAAUGAUAUUGGUGGUGUUGGUGAUGAGUUGAGUAUGGAAAGAAGGUUAGUUGUUUCAAAAGGAAACAAAAGCGAAAAUGGUGCUGGCCUUGACAGUAUCUGUGAUAAUUCUUCAUGGAAAUCUGCUGCAAAUGAUGUUAGUAAAGUUUCAAAAACUGAUAAGCCACCUCUGGGAUGUGUGGAACAAAGAAAAAAGAAGUCUUUUUCAAAUAAACAUUUUCCUGAAAUGGAGGCUAGUUUCUGCUGUGUGGUUCCUCAGUCAGCCUUGAGGCCCUUAGUUGGAAAAGUUUCAGAUAUUUUAAGGCAACUAAAGAUCAAUCUGCUUGAUAUGGAAGCAGCACUUCCUGUAGAAGCUUUUAGACCCUCAAAAGCACAUUUGGAUAGAAGAUUGGCUUGGCGUGUGCAUGUUAAAUCUGCAGGGUCAAUCUACGAGAUGAUCCAAGCAACAAUCAUAUUGGAGGAGAUGAUAAAGACAGAUUAUUUAAGGAAUGAGUGGUGGUACUGGUCAUCAUUUUCUGCUGCUGCCAAGACUUCGACAGUUGCUUCUCUUGCUCUACGUAUAUAUUCCCUUGAUGGUGCGAUUGUGUAUGAGAAGACCGUGCCCAAGUUAGAUUCAACCAACAGUUUGAAGCCCAUGGGUACACUGGACAAGAAGUCGGUGCUUGGUUUGGAUCCAAUAGAGAAAACCAAAGCAAGCAGGAAGUCUAGCAAGAAAAGGAAGGAACCAGAAAGUUGA
Molecule: messenger RNA, 3156 nt
Organism: Dovyalis caffra
Lineage: Eukaryota; Viridiplantae; Streptophyta; Magnoliopsida; Malpighiales; Salicaceae
Source: the annotation of a GenBank genome assembly